GAACCAACUACCUAUUAAAGAUUGAACCAACCUCUUCCCUCUUUUUUUUCUCUUGAAUUCAUUCUAAAGCGCUACUCGUAUACCCUCUCCUCAGCUCUUCUCCGCCCAUCAUCGCAUUUACCAGAUUCCUCGCCGCCCACCAUGUCUCUCAAGAACGACGCCUUCCCUUCCUCCGAGGCCUUCGAGGCCAUCAACGCCGCUCUCAGCAGCGACGAUGCCGGCCGCAAGGAUGCCAUCAAGAACGGCAAGGCUGUCUUUGCAUUCACCCUUAAGAACAAGGCGGGUGAGACUGCCGACUGGCACAUCGACCUCAAGGAGAAGGGCACCGUUGGCACCGGCCUCGGCGAGAACCCCAACGUCACACUGUCUCUUUCCGACGAGGAUUUCGGCAAGCUUGUUACUGGCAAGGCCAACGCCCAGCGUCUCUUCAUGUCCGGCAAGCUAAAGGUCAAGGGCGACGUCAUGAAGGCCACCAAGAUGGAGCCCAUCCUGAAGAAGGCUCAGACCAAGGCCAAGUUGUAAAGGCUGCGGGAUGGGGGGGAAAAAAGAGAAAGAAAGAAACAAGCAAAAAGAAAAACAAAUUACUAAACGGCAUUUUUGUUUUAUUAAUGUAUCAUACCAUCAUUGUUACACGCUGCAGCCCACGGCUAUCCCUGAGAUAUGCUGUUUGUUUUCCUUUUGCCCGCUGCAUGAGCUGGGAGGAAAUUGAUUAUAUAUAGUGCCUUAUGAAUGUCGGCAUAGACGAGAAUACCAUACUCGGCUGGAUACGUAAUCUAGCUU
This is a messenger RNA of Trichoderma asperellum CBS 433.97, 780 nucleotides long. RefSeq lists its product as uncharacterized. The record is from RefSeq and is a predicted model, not a curated record. Lineage: Eukaryota; Fungi; Ascomycota; Sordariomycetes; Hypocreales; Hypocreaceae. Gene Ontology annotation, cellular component: cytosol.